GAGAGAGAGAGAGAGAGAGAGAGAGAGAUGCUCUCUUAUGCUUGUUAAAUAACCUACAUAGGGGAAUUCCUCCUCGUUCGUGAUAUAAAUGCAGAACCGCAAACAUGCAUUCUUUGGUGUGAACAGGACUUCACAUUAAAUAAAGUUCAGCGAGAUACAUUUUAGGCCACACUGUAAACAGGACAGAAUCGUGGGGCGUGUGUCUUGGAAAACAUAGUUUGACCAAUGAGCUUCGACAUCUUUGCCACAUGGUUAGGCUUGUUUACUACGAAACCUGAAAACCUGCUGGAAGACACUGCCAAAAACCCGGACAUGGAUUUUUACCGCUUCACCUCAAACCUCUUCAUGUUGGAGGCUGUAUUAAACGUCACGAAUGGUGUUUCCAUAGCGUUAACGCUAUCCACUCUAUAAACCUCGAUCUGAGUAUGAGAGCUGUUGGUAUUUUGAUUGAAUACACAUAUUUCUGCAAGUGAACAAAUCCGUUCCACUGGUUGGAGAAUAAUCCAUUGCGUGUUUGGAUUUAACAGGCAUAGCCCCUUUCAGAGAGAACAGAGCAUUUUCAAGUUACAGCCGGUCAGAGCGAGCUGGAAGGGAAGGGGGUGUGUAGCCUAUAACAUACGAUCUCCUUCAUGUCUCUGUCAUCUUUUACUACUACCUGGCCAGAAGCAGGAGACCAGGAGAGUGGUGCUAGUGACUGUACAGAGAGACAAACGUUGCGACAGAUUGACAGACAGACAGACAUGAUACCCAAAACUCGUCUAGGGAAGCGUUCUCCAAUGGGAGCACUGGUGUACCCCUCCCAGGAGGAUUCCGUGGAGUCUCAGGGGUUACACAGAGACUCUGGACCCCAGCCCCACCUCGGCAGGGUCAAGCUGCACCCAGGGCAGAAGGUGUAUGUGAUAUGUGGAGGACAGGAGUGCUGUGGGGUGGUGCAGCAGCAUAACCAUAUGGAUAACCAGGUGUCUAUCCUGCUUCCUGCUCUGGGACAGCACAUCCUGAGGAAGGUGGAAGACGUGUGGACCACCCCCUCUACACCUCCACCCCCACCCACCACCCCAAGCACUGUCAGCUCACCACUCACUGUGUCCUCCUGCAUAGACGUACCAAGGAGCAACCACAGCCCUGAGGCUGUGGACAUGGAUGAGAUGAUGGCAGCUCUGGUGCUCACCAGCCUCUCCUGUAGCCCAUUGCUGCAGAGUCUACCUCAGAGAGACAUAACAGGUGUGGAGUGUGGUGGAGGGGAGCUCUCUGACAGUGGCAGCAGUGGUUACUGGAGCCUGGACUGUGGCAACGGAAGUCCUGAUCCCUCUCCACCAAUGACUGAGGCUGAGGGUAGCCUGGCCAUGCCCCCUGACGAGGGAUUGGACAUGGAGCUGGAGCAGGUGCUGUUUGAUGAACCAGCACCAAGGAGACGCAGGAACUCAGUGAAGUUGGCCUACAGGUGUCUGUGGCCUAGUUGUGGAAAAGUGCUGACAUCAGUGGUGGGGAUCAAACGCCACAUUCGUACACUCCACUUGGGCCAAAGUGGUGAACAUGAGCGUUGUUCUCGCAGCGAGGAGGACUUCUACUAUACUGAAAUCCAUCAGAGAGACCCUCUCACUCCUCCUCCACCUGUCCCCUCCAGCCUCACACUCUCCAGGCCUGAAUCCCCCAGCGACGGAGGCUCCCAGCCCAGCCCCCUGAGCCUGUCAGCUCCCUCUGCCUCCGGAAGCAUCUGGCAGGUCCACUCAGAACACUCCUACCAGGCCCCUGCUCCUGUCUGUGUGGUUGCCCCUAACCCCACCUCACACUGCAAACAGGCUGGAUCAUUCCGUGUGCGCUCCGUCAGUGUCGGGGAACAGUGGCUUCAGCAACACAGCGCCUCCAUCAGGCCACACCCCGCCGGUACCUCUCCCCCACGCACGCACUGGACCUCCAGGAGGGUGCGUGGAGAGGCUAAGAAGUGUCGGAAAGUGUAUGGCAUCGAGCACCGGGACCAGUGGUGUACAGCAUGCCGCUGGAAAAAAGCCUGCCAGCGCUUUCUGGACUGAUCACUCUUGGAGAGAGGGAUGGAGGGAAGGAGAGGGGGAUGAGGAUGAGGAGACAGGAAGAUAGACUAUAACAGAGGAGGGUUCACCUCCUUAAUAAACUCUGAGGAGAUGAUACCUGGAGUCAACCAGCAGAGCACCAGUGUAUGUGUUAGUAUCUCUUUUCAACUUGUACUUUUGUACAUUUUGUGAUGUUUUUUUAUGGUUGGGGGGGGUUCCUAAAGUGUAAUGGUGUAUUUUGAAAUUAGUGCCGCUGCUGGCGUUGAACAGGGAGAGGGCAGCUGUAAUCAAAUAUGAUCUUUAAGAGCAGCUAACAGCACCCUAUCCCUCAGUUUAUCUGACUGAAAUUAUUUCAGAGUAAAUGAGCAAUGCCAUUUGUCCUCUGUGACCUCUGACUGAACAAUUGGGGUCUGUUGUCAUUUCAAAAUUAUGUUAUCUAUUCCAUUUCCUGAUAAAUGCCUUUUUCGCACUGAUAGGAAGUUAUAUUCCCUUGAUUCCGCUAUAAAGGUGUCUGUCAACGAGUUAAUGGUCAACAUGUCUGAACACUCAGAACUGGACAUACGUCAUUUGAUGAUAAGUGUAUAUUUGGACCAUACUAGUUUCUGGAUUACAUAAAUACAUGUGUUUCUCCCUUCAAAACUGCAAGUAGCUUUUUGAUGAAAUUAACUUUUUCUUUUGGGAACAAAAAACAUGUUUUGUACGUGUAUUUUGUGCAUUUUUGUAUGCUAUAAAGUUGUCUUUGUGUUGCCGCUGUUGCUCUGAGAAAAGUUUCUCUCAGGUGUCGUGAUAAUACUUAAAGUAAUACUUACUGAACCACCUGGCCAUGAGGUAACACAUUGGAUCUCUUCUGAACCAUAAACCCUUUACCUCUCAGACCUGUGCAUUAUCUUCCAAGUGAAACAUCUUUUCACAAACCAGUCCUUUCAUUAUUGCCUUAAAAGCUAAUAUUGUAUAUUGGACAUCCUUGUUAGUGAGGUGUGGUGACAGAAAUAUGUUGUUUUGUAACUACCCUAUUCAUUUAUCUCUGGUGGGGUGUUGAGGACAUAUUCUGGAAGAGAAUACAGAUCUAUCCUGCUAGAACCAGUCUACAUGCCAAACAUGACAUUGUGAUGUUGAGGAAAUAUAUGUCCGUGAUAACUUGACAUGGAUACCUGGAGUCUUCAUUUAACUUCUUAAAGAAGGUCAAGGGUUGUUUAUUGUAAAAUCUAUUUACAUUGCAAGUAUAUUAGUCUUAUAUUAGAAACAUGUAUGUCAUAACUUUUACUUGCCGAGGCAGACGACUGUGAUAAACCCAAACACUUGUUAAACGGGUUUACUUAAAAACAUAUAACCUGCAGCCAUGAAUCCACAGAGCAAAAAAGCAAAUCAAGUUUAUUUAUGUAUAUUGUGCUAUGUAUAAUUUAGCCAUGUAUGUAGCCAUUUUUUGCCAUGUACUCUUCUAUACACCAUCUGAAAUGUUUGUUGUUGAAAACUCUUCAUAAAGACUGAUUCUUCAUUU
This is a messenger RNA of Hypomesus transpacificus, 3525 nucleotides long. RefSeq names its product zinc finger protein 395a (gene znf395a). The record is from RefSeq and is a predicted model, not a curated record. The transcript is spliced from 10 exons. Gene Ontology annotation, biological process: regulation of transcription by RNA polymerase II. Gene Ontology annotation, molecular function: RNA polymerase II cis-regulatory region sequence-specific DNA binding; DNA-binding transcription factor activity. Lineage: Eukaryota; Metazoa; Chordata; Actinopteri; Osmeriformes; Osmeridae. Gene Ontology annotation, cellular component: nucleus. The coding region runs from base 630 to 2030 and encodes 466 amino acids.